Lycium barbarum (goji berry) is the source of this 1680-nucleotide messenger RNA. RefSeq lists its product as uncharacterized. The record is from RefSeq and is a predicted model, not a curated record. The transcript is spliced from 2 exons. The coding region runs from base 880 to 1230 and encodes 116 amino acids. NCBI's taxonomy places the organism in Eukaryota, Viridiplantae, Streptophyta, Magnoliopsida, Solanales, Solanaceae.
CUGAUGAAAUUGUAAACUUUUUUUCUGCUCAGGCAAAUGUAGUCAGUCCACUGCACCCUUUCAAUCCGUUAUCUCUAGCUCUAUUUAAUUGCUCUUUCAAACUCUUGCAGUUAAUCUAGGGCGAGCUUGUGAGCAAAUUACUUGCUACUAUUACAGAUUGACACCCAAUUUGCUAUCAAAAUUUGCCUGUCAUUUGUAGCCAACCAUUCUAUACAUCGAGCAACUUGAACAGCAUGGCCAUGGCUAUUCAAAAGUGGCUACUCUUUCUGUUUGCAUUUACACCUUCAUGUUCUCAUCCUAGCGCAGCCUGAUUUACAAUACAAACCAUGUUGGUUCAGUGAUACCUAUACUGAAAAGAGUACAUACCAUAAAAAUCUUAUCUCGCUUCUCUCUUCCCUUUCCUCAAAAAUAGAUAAAUGCGGUUUCUACAAUGCUUCCGUUGGCCAAAACUCCAAUAUGGUCAGUGCUGUUGUUCUGUGUAGAGGAGAUGUGGGGCUAGAAGAAUGUCGCAGUUGUGUCAAUAACAUUGCUCAAGUGCUUGUACAUUCAUGUCCUAAACAAAGAACAGCUUUUGGUGGCUAUGAUGAAUGUAUUUUACAGUACAGCUCGAAUCGAUCCAUUAUAGGCACAAGGUCAUUUUCUACUCUACUGUACACGUCGAAUACUGAGGAUGCGUCAAGACCUAAGGAGUUUAACCAAGAGCUGAGAAAAUUAUUGGAUAAUUUACGAGACCUUGCUGCUGCUGGUGGUCGCUUUCGAAAAUAUGCUAGUGGCAAUGUGACAGGUCCAAAAUCUCAGCCAAUAUAUGCACUUGUUCAGUGUACUCCUGACUUAUCUCUUCAGAAUUGCUCUGCUUGAUUAAAUGAGGCUUAUGGAGAUAUGCCGAAUUGUACCUGCUAUGGCAAGAGAGGUGGAAGAAUCAUAGGUGCUAGGUGCAAUUUCCGUUAUGAAAGUUACAGUUUCUUAAAGGGUGUGGCGUGGGAAGCUCCGCCAUCGGCAGGGAAUGAUAUAAAAGCAGCUCCAAAAGAGAAUAAUGGUAAAAUAGCUCCAAUGAGGAAGGAUGAUAAAACAGCUCGAACCGUGAUCACUAUGGUUGUGCCAACAGUUACAAUUAUUAUUCUUAUUGUUUGUAUUUCUGUCAUCUCUAUGAAGAGGCAAAAGAGGAAGCUGGUGGAUAGAGUUCAGAGUAAGCAUAGAUUAUUAACAAAUUAUAUGAGUAAGGAAAGUUGAACUUUUAAGACCAUGUUUCACUAAUUUUUUGAAUGCAACUGCUACUAUGUUGGUGAAGUUAUAAGCGCUGAUGAUAUUAGCACCACAGAGUCCUUGCAAUAUGAUUUGUUUACAAUCAUAGCAGCAACAAACAACUUCUCAAAUGCAUUAAAAAAAAAUUCAGAACUUUGGUACAAAUUGCUAAGAAAUUCAGAAGGUUCUCAGAACUUGCACAAGAAUUUAACCAACACAAUUUUGCUUCAAAAUUGAUGCAGAUUGGUCUUCAACAACUCCAAAUGACUCCAAAAUGGAUAUCCAACCUUCUAAUACAAAUCACGAUAAGACCCAAUGGUUAGAUUCGACCCUUAGACCCAUUUUAUUUGUUUUUAAACCAUCAUGCUCAACAAUGGUAAUUUUUAAAAUGACUAAAUAAUUAACCGCUAUAACUUGUUAAACUGUCUCGAUAGUGUU